AUGAACUUGCUGACUACUUGUGUCACUUUCGUUACUCUGAAAUUGUCAUCAGUAACCUGUCAGGAUUGUCUUCUGUCCCCUUUGUACAUUUCACUCAAUGAUAAUAUUAUUGCCAAUUUCCUGUACUGUAUGAUGUACCACAUGUCAUAUGUACAGUACGCCAUCACAACAAUCAUCUCGAUCAACCGUUUGACCAUUCUCUGGGAUCAUUUGCGUUUUGAACCUUGGUGGCGAAACUACUCAUUUCUACUCAUAUUCGUAGUUUAUUUUUCUCCAUUUAUCAGCACUGGAAAACUAUUCUUUAGUGAUUGUACUUUCGGGAACAGAUCCGACGGUACAUUUGUUCUAUCAUGUGAUCUGCCCACAAGCAUCCUCUUUACUCCGUUGAUCGCUUUCCAAAUCGUAUGUACAUGCUGUGCAUUCGCGUGUAACAUCACAAGCUUGGUUUUAUUGCUGAGAGCUUCGAAAGAACUCAAAUCGAAAAUGGGCUAG
Molecule: messenger RNA, 492 nt
Organism: Caenorhabditis briggsae
Lineage: Eukaryota; Metazoa; Nematoda; Chromadorea; Rhabditida; Rhabditidae
Exons: 2
Coding region: 1-492 (163 amino acids)
Biological process (GO): sensory perception of chemical stimulus
Cellular component (GO): membrane
Molecular function (GO): transmembrane signaling receptor activity
Source: RefSeq, a predicted model, not a curated record